AUGGGUGGUAGUCAAGAAGAAGUCGUUAAAGAAUUUGUUAGAGAGCUUCAAAGUAUGGUUGAAACUCGUCCACCAAUAUCCAAAGCAAAAAUGAUGUCAAUUACAAAAGCAGCCUUAAAGGCAAUCAAAUUUUAUAAGCAUAUUGUAAUGAAUGUUGAAAAAUUUAUUAGCAAAUGUAAGGCUGAAUAUAAAAUACCUGGUUUAUAUGUAAUCGAUUCUGUCAUACGACAAUCUCGACAUCAAUAUGGAAUUGAUAAAGAUGUUUAUGGAUCAAGAUUUGCAAAAAAUAUUAUUACUACAUUACAGUAUGUGGAAAAAUGUCCAGUAGAAGAUAAAAAUAAAAUUUCGCGUGUACUUAAUUUAUGGGAGAAAAAUUCUAUUUUUUCUUCUGAUUUAAUCAAGCAACUGUUUGAAGCACAUCAAUCAAAUGUAAAUACGGAUGAUUUAUCAGUUAAAACUGAAUUUUCAACUGAUAAGCACAGUGGUGAAGUAAGAAAAUUUUAA
Molecule: messenger RNA, 504 nt
Organism: Rotaria sp. Silwood2
Lineage: Eukaryota; Metazoa; Rotifera; Eurotatoria; Philodinida; Philodinidae
Source: the annotation of a GenBank genome assembly